Molecule: messenger RNA, 1261 nt
Organism: Pungitius pungitius (ninespine stickleback)
Lineage: Eukaryota; Metazoa; Chordata; Actinopteri; Perciformes; Gasterosteidae
Product: coiled-coil domain-containing protein 40-like
Exons: 9
Coding region: 1-1227 (408 amino acids)
Source: RefSeq, a predicted model, not a curated record
AUGGCAAAGGACUGUUUAAUGAAGCAAUACACCGACCUUCGGGAGGAGUAUGAUCGACGUGAGAAAGUCAUCUGCAAGCAGAAGGAUAAGUUGGCCUCUCUGGAUAAGGAGAAAACUCUGUCAGAGAGCAGGAUUCGGGAGAGGUCAGCAGUCCCCGGUGGCGUCCUGCAGCACCAAGGGAAGCACAGACGCGACUUGAAGCACAUCAACGACUUAGAGCACAAACUCCACCUGGAAAAUAUUAAAUUUAAUAAGGUUAUGUGCAGGAACACAGAGUACCGUAAAGCAAUUGAACUCCUGCUACAGAUGAAAGGCUCACUGUGCAAAAGUGAGGAGAAAUCCAACAGACAGUUGGCCCAACAGAAAAUCCUCUCAGAGAAACUGGGGGAGGAGCUCGCCUACCUUUUCGAACGGAGGAUUCAGGUCGAGACCCGCGUCCUGGAGCUGGAGGAGGACAUCAAGGAGGAGACGGCUCAGUUCACGAAGAGAAGGUCAGCGCUGAAGACGCUCAUCGCCCGCAAUGGCCAACUGCAGAAUUUCAUGAAGACAAAACUUCGAGAAUUUCCUCCUUUGGAAAAAGAUGAAGACUCAAAGAAGAAAAAGAAAAAAACAAAUGUGAGUGGCGACGAGAACCUGGAGAUGUACAGGCAGGGGUACAGCACGCUGGUGGAGGUCACCGGGGAGACGGACCUGUGUCAGAUGGGCCUCGCCAUCGCCCAGAAGGAGCAGAAAAAAUGUCCUCUCACCAAGUACAUCAAUGAGCUGCAUAACAGGAAGCACACGCUGAGGAACAGAACCGAGCAGCUGAAGAGUGAUAUCCUGUCCUUGGAAGAAGAGAACAGAAGACACGAUGAUCAAAUUAAGAGCGAUCUGAAGCGUCUGCAGCCUGAGCUGGAGGAGUACGGUGGUCAGUCAGAGGCCCUGGAGAAGCAGCGCGCCGUGGUUCAGAGGACUCUGGACCAGCUGGAAGCCGCCAUCAGCGGCCUUUUAGGCGACGUAAUGCAAGAAGAUGUCGUCGUCAACCCCGACGACAUUGUACACUACAUCGGUGUCCUUGAGGAGAGAAUUGUUCACCUGCUGCUCCAGGCCAACGCCAGCGAGGAGAAGAUGAGGCUGUUUCCUCAGAACAUGCUUUUGGCCAACUUUGACUUGCUACCAGAAGAGGAGGUAGUCAUGGAAACGGCACGCAGCAGGUCUGCUUCACGUUCGCCCAAGGAAACCCGAUAAGACAGAAGAUGGAGUCGUCCCACCCCCCCCACAG